AUGUCUAAUUCUAUCGAAGAAGCGGCGUUCCUUGUAAGAGCACGAAGGAUUAGCUUCUCAGAGAGUAACAUGAAGAAUCGCCACGAUGAUAUGCCUACUUCGAGCAAGAUCAAAUUCAAAGACAGCGAUGAAGAAGAAGAAGAAGAAGAAGAAGAAGAAGAAUCUGCUUCCGAAGAUGAUGGGGAGACAGAGAUACAUGAGGUGCUUGCAAAUGUUACAUUUGAAGAGUUGCAGAAGGCACGUUCAGAUGGGUCACAUGUAGUCAAUCAGAAGCCUAAAUUAGAGAGAAAGGGUAAAAGAGAGAACAAAAAUAGGCCAAUGGAGAUCAGUAGCAAAAAACCAGUUGGUAGAUUUAGAGAAGUCAUUCAGGCUCCUAAAAAGAUUGUUCGUGACCCUCGUUUUGAAUCAUUAUGUGGAACACUUGAUGUAGAUGGAUUCAAGAAAAGAUAUAACUUUCUAUACGAGAGUGAGCUCCCUAAAGAGAAAGAGCAAUUAAAAAAGCAAAUGAAGAAAACAAAGGAUCCAGAAGUUAUUAGCGGGUUGAAGGAACGUUUAGCAUGGAUUGACAAACAAUUGAAAUCAGCAUCCACAAAACAUACGGAUAAAGAGAUUCUUGUUAAGCAUAAGAAGAAGGAAAGAGAAGCUGCAAAACAAGGGAAACAGCCUUAUUAUUUGAAGAAAUCUGAAAUCCGUAAACAAGAACUUGUUGAAAAAUUCAAGGAGCUCAAGGCAUCGGGCAAGCUUGCAUCAUUUAUUGAGAAAAAGAGAAGGAAAAAUGCUGCAAAAGACCAUAGGUUUAUGCCAUAUCGAAGACCCAAUGAAGGGGAAGAGUAAAUUUGAAAACAUGAAUUUAUAUUUUGUGUUAUUUUUGUAAUUGAAUUAUUGUAAGAUUGGUGCCAAUUGUUCUAGAAACUUUAGUUUGGCCUUGUUGUUUUAUUAUAUUAGAAGCCAAAAGGUACGUGGAAAACUUGUCUUUGACAUUUGAUGAUUAACUACUUUACUAGGUUCAUUUGAAUCUUGAAAGAGAUUUUGGCUUUUGAGGAUUUGAAUGGAUGUUUUAUGUGAGGGGU
This is a messenger RNA of Lactuca saligna, 1070 nucleotides long. The record is from the annotation of a GenBank genome assembly. NCBI's taxonomy places the organism in Eukaryota, Viridiplantae, Streptophyta, Magnoliopsida, Asterales, Asteraceae.